AGUCAAGGCAGCACAGGGGCCGGGUGGAGGGUGGCUCGCUGGUUUGUUCCUGGGUCGCGUGGUCAGUGAUACCUCAGCGCAGCAAUGGCAGAACCGCAGCCUGCGUCCAGCGGCCUCACGGACGAGGCCGCCCUCAGUUGCUGCUCCGACGCGGACCCCAGCACAAAGGAUUUUCUAUUGCAGCAGACCAUGCUACGAAUUAAGGAUCCUAAGAAGUCAUUGGAUUUUUAUACUAGAGUUCUUGGAAUGACGUACAAUUGGGGCACUGAAGAUGAUGAAACCCAGAGUUACCAUAGUGGCAAUUCAGACCCUCGAGGAUUUGGUCACAUUGGAAUUGCUGUUCCUGAUGUACACGGUGCUUGUAAAAGAUUUGAAGAACUGGGAGUCAAAUUUGUGAAGAAACCUGAUGCUGGUAAAAUGAAAGGCCUGGCAUUUAUUCAAGAUCCUGAUGGCUACUGGAUUGAAAUUUUGAAUCCUAACAAAAUGGCAACUAUUAUGUAGUGCUGUGAAAAUGCUCCUUUGAGAUUUCAGUGAAGACAGAGAUUAAAAAGGAAACAAUGUGAUUCAAGAUAUUCAGAGACCAGGAGCGUCUAGGACUGAUGGAUCAUGGUUGCAAUUCAAAUUAUUUUUAAAUCCAUUUCCCUUUCCUAUUUCAGCUGGGUUUUUUUCACCUAACUGUUCAGUCACUCUGGUUUUAAAGUAAUGCUUUAUCUUAUGUCCUUGAAUAUAGUUGUAUAACUUUACUUUUUAGUUAAUAAUUAGAACAAUUCCCUUUAGAAGCUGUAUUUAUUUGCCGCCUUCUAUCUCCUAAAUAAUACUUCUCUUCAAGUCUGCCUUUCAAUCAUCAUUUUCCCAAAAAAAAGUAUUUAACAUGUUUUUGUUGUGGUUAUCUUCUGGGGUUUCAAUUCCUCAGAAAUAACUUUUCACAGUGGAAAGUAAAGAAUGUAAAAUGGGAAUGAAACUUCAUGUGUACUUCAAACAGUACAAAGUGUUUAUUUUACAAAAGAGCAGGUACUCGUGAGAGUAAUUCAGGAUCAUGCUGACAAGGUUACUGAAAAAAAAGCAGUUUCUUUUUAUUUAUAAAGUACAUUUAAAGUUCAAGGACUAGCCUCAUUUAAUUGGGAAUGGGAAGGGGGAAAGGAAUAAUAUUUAUUUACUGGGUACCCAGACACUAGGCUGUAACAUAUUUUAUCUCAUUUAAUACUUACAGCUCUCCCUAUAAGAAAGAAAGCAGGCUAAUCAUGUAAAAUAACUUUAGUGAAUUGAAGGCAAUAUAAAUAGGCUCAAGUAUUUAAGAUCUCAUCAUUUUUAGUAUUUAGAUCGUGCCUCAAAAUUAGUACCUCACAAUGCGUCCUCCACUAGCCUCCUGUUGCAGAAACCGUCAGUGGCUUUGUGCAUUGUGCUCUUGGCUCUCAAGCCUGAGUACCAUGGUGAGGGAAGAAGUAGAAGAAAUGUUUAGCACAAGACAGCUCUGGGGACCCCGUGUUAUUCCUGCUCAGGUAAUGCUUAUAUUAGUUGUGAAGAAUCCUCCCUACUCCAAGGUCUUCUUGAUGACAGUAGCCACAUGUAAUAAAUUAUGUUCAGUGAAAACUUAGUUAAUCAGAAAUCCGCUCCGUGGUCUUCCCUCCCAUGAUUGACAUUUGAUGGGUUUUUAAAAAUCAAAGUGAUUUUGGAAAUCUCUAAUGACCUGGAAAAUAAAAACAUCCAGUUUGUGGUUGACUGCAUUUGGAUUUUCUGUAGGCUCUAAUGGAAAACCUUUGGAUAGGCCAUGUAAACUGUGCUUGCACUGCUAGAAGCACUUUACAUUUCCUUUUUGGAUGAAAUGGAUUUAUGCUAGCAGUUUAAACAAACAACGGUACUUACAUACUGAAAUAAAAU
Propithecus coquereli (Coquerel's sifaka) is the source of this 1878-nucleotide messenger RNA. It is a transcript of the gene GLO1, whose product is annotated as glyoxalase I. The transcript has 5 exons. Gene Ontology annotation, molecular function: lactoylglutathione lyase activity; metal ion binding. Bases 85 to 501 code for a protein of 138 amino acids. NCBI's taxonomy places the organism in Eukaryota, Metazoa, Chordata, Mammalia, Primates, Indriidae. The record is from RefSeq and is a predicted model, not a curated record.